GCACUAUUUAACCCGUAUAAAAAAAUCUUUUUGUGUAAACAACACUUCUCCGUGGUCGUACUUACUGCAUGACCGGCCCCCCAACCAGAGCACAAAAUACAAACGAGCGAGGGAAGCGACGGACGGGAGACGUCGAGAUGGAGGGUAAGGCAGCGCUGGACGACGCCACGGAGCGCAAGAAGGCGCUGCUGGUAUACAAGAGUAACCUCCAGUCGGCCUCCGACGACGACGACGAUGCCUCAGACGAGGAAGAGGACGUGCCGGGUGUUAAGAGCGACGUGAGGGUUCCACCACCGCCAGCCAGAGUCGAGGACAUGGAGGCACCCCGAGGUCUAACGAAACAGAAUGUAGCCUUGGGUGAAGAGGACGACGAAGCGGAUGCGUAUGAGGAGGAGGAAGGCGGUGUACAGGUAGAGAAGGACGAUGACGAGUCACUCAACGCGCCAUCUGACGACGACUUGGACAGCACUGCGACACCGAGACGCUCCGAGACCGACGAAGACGAUGACGAGUCGCCUAAGAGAGCAGAAUCCCUUAACGCAUCAACCCCAGCUCUAGAGGAGAGGAACAAUAUGAAGAAUAUGCCAGCGCACAGCGAGACGGACUCGGCAUCGGAAGCAGCUGCGAACCGUGCGCCAUCGCCCAGUCCCAGCAAUGCUAGUGCCCAGCACGUGGACGACUCGACGACAUUGACGCUCAAAUCAGGCACCUCCAAUGUGGGAGCGAUCAUCGCAGCUCGCCGUCGCACUGUGGCUCGCAAAGAGUGCGAGGCAUGUCAUGAACCGCGCAAUGGGCGACGGGCGCUGCUGUGUCAGCAGUGCAAGUGCAUGUACCACACGAGCUGCUUCCGUCAGCAGUUCCCCAAACUAGUGCCGGCCGCCAAUCGCCAGUGGUAUUGUCCAGACUGCGAGCCAGCCGUCAAGACCGCUUCGACUGAGAAACCUCCUGCUAACACGCCCCGCAAGCAGCACCGCAGCGAUUUUUCUGCCAAAGGCCGAGCUAGUCGUGGUUCCAAGUCUUCUUCCUCUACAAACCGAGGCAAGGGUGAAAUUGAUGACAAGGCCGGGGUAGCAGGAGAUGUAACUGGUACUGCUGCUGAGACGGAGGUACAGCGCUUGACGGAUCUAGCUUUGCGCGGCGGGAAGAACAUCAACUCUACGAUACUGGAGCAGACAGGGGAGAUGUUACAUAUCACGCAGACUCUAACGAAGGAGAUCAACAGCGUCAUGGGCCCGAAUUGGCUUGAAUAUUCCAAUGGCGCUGGAAAUGGCAGUAUUCACGGUGCUAGCACUGGCAAUAACGACGUCAAACGUGAACAGCAACAUCAACAACAGGUCGAAUCUCCGCCCCCACCUCCGUUCCUGUUGGUUCCUGCAUCAUCAGCACACGCGUCUUCCGCUGCUUCUUCGCAGAUUGUUGCAACAAACGAUGCAAGUGCCAGUAACGGGAACAAUGCCGGAAUCUCAGAGAAAGAUGUACUUCUGCGUCGAGUGCACAAUGGCUUGGAUUCCUUGAAGCAGCUGCUGGAGCAGCUACAAGUUGCAGGCAUCCAGUUCGAGGUUGACUUUAUUAGGGAGGCUAAAGCAACUCCCAACCAAGAUCGCAAGUCUACAUCGGCCAGUGGAGCCAGAAAGCAGGCGACAGGAACGGCCGGUCGAUCUGCAUCGGGCUCGAAAGGAAAGAGUGGCGCAAGUCGCUUGUAUUCAUCGAAGCAGAUUCAGAAGCUGGAGGAAUGGUACCAGCGAUCCUCUCGACCCGAGUCUAGCGAGAUCCACUCGAUGUACCGCAUCAUCAAUUGUCCAGACUAUGCGGAUCCAGAGUUGCAACCGGAAGGCAUUUCAGUGAAGCAGAUCCGCAUCUGGUUUGACAACAGGCGUGCGAAGGAACGUCUGGACUACAUGCGCCUCAAGAUGAAGGACAUUUCUACUACUGACAUGGAUGCUGACAGUGUCAAGAAGAUGAAGGCUGCGUACAUCGACGAAGCCAAGGAAGUGCUUGAGGCGCGAGUGUCACGGAUGCGCGAGAAUGGACAGGGCUCUGGCCAUGUCGUUGAUGAAGCGGAUAUGGCUUUGAUUGCAAACACUGCAGACCAACCCAUGCACGGCAGAGCGCCUAAAGCAAUUCCAUGUGGAGGAUCGAUGAGAGAUGGGGUUGAUAGACCUCCUACUUCUGGAUCGAGCGUCCAGAAAAAGCGAAUUCGAAUCGAUCAUGUUGCUUCCGUGAGGAAGGCACUUAGGGACGCUCGUGACGCUGGCAAGAGCGAAGAGGAAACCAAAGCGUUACGUCUUGCUGCGAUCGAACGUGCUCGAGAGAGGUUGCAUGUUCCUUAUAAGAAUGCUCGCACUGGAGCGUCCAAACCGCUUGGAAAAGAGGAAGUCUCACACAUCAAGAUGAAGAUGCUGAAGAUGCUAGAGGAAGACGCAUCUGCUGAGGAACUCACGGACAUCAUCGAGUUGUUGCUGUCUCUUAUUAUCCCGCGCGCCGUGCUGAUUGAGUCAGGAAUACAGCGGCAGUUGGAAUUGGUUCUGAUUGCUCACAAGGAUAACAAGGAGCUUGUGCGACAGACGAAGAAGCUGCAAGACGAGUUUCAAUGGAUUGUGGAGAACGGAGAUGCCCCGAGUGUGGUGGCUGCGAUGGCUGGGGAGGCCAGUACUAACAAGAAGCGGAAGGAGAAACCACGGUCGCUACUGCUGAGUGUGGAUACCGAAUCUUUGCCUGGAACACCCGGAUCGUCGCCGAGUUCAGGCCCGACACCUUCACCAGAGUCGCGGCGACCGCGUGUUAAGUUCUCCCUGGCUCAGCUGGUGAAGCUUGAGAAGUACUUUCACAAGGAAGACACUCCGAGCAAGAAGAAAUUGGACAAAAUUGCGGCGCGUUUGAAUGCAAUCGCGUCUUCGGACCCGUCGAGCGAUGCGGCGCAGAGAUCUAUCGACUACAAGCAGAUUCGCUGCUGGUUCUACAAGCGACGGUCUGCAAAUCAACCGCCUCAAGCCUUGAGUGGUGCGGAUCUGCAUAUUGAUGACGCCGCCUCGAGCUCGUCUAGCUCCAGUGAUACAGAGUCGGACAACGAUACUAAAUCGGAAAAAGGCUCCAAGUCCCGCGCCAAGUCGAAGUCAAAGACAUUGGCCAUUGCUCCUGGUGGGUCUGGUGCGAAGCGUAAAGCUGCUGUGAGUGACGAUAAAAGUAACGCUAAGCGUUCUAAAACGGAGACUCCUAACGUCCAUACUGCAGCUACAGAGACGACAGAAACAGUCAGUAGAAGCGACGAAGACUCCGCCGGAAGUGCACAAGCAGGACGGAUCUUCAACGUGAAGCAGCUCGCAACAAUAAUCGAAGAGUACGAAAAGAACCCACGGCCGACUGUGGCUCGACUGGAGGAGUUGCUGAAGGUGCUGAACCAAGAUGAUCAUACGGACGAGUACUCUGGGAAUGCACUUGGAGUGACGAAGCAGCAGAUCAAGACGUGGUUCUCUAACCGCCGCGCAAAGGAGCGUCUUGACCUUAUUAAGAUGAAGAUCAAGGAGACGCGUGCAGGCCUCCAGGGGAGCAGUGAGUCGGACUCGGACGAUGAUGAACUCGAAGAAACGGAAUCGAUGCCUACAAUUGCGCUUCCAGCCACCUCUGGUGAAAGGCGAACAGUAGUUGACGAGGCAGAGGAUAUGAAAGUUGAUGCAUGAAUAGGUCGGUCAACCAUGCUCAGUUCUGAGGCUCUAAUGUGCUUUUUACCCCCUUUUCUAUGGAUAAUCCAUUGUCUAGUUCAGUUGGGGCCGACGUAGUUCAUCGAUGGCCACUGGCAAUUUGACUGUGU
Messenger RNA from Phytophthora nicotianae INRA-310, 3808 nucleotides. RefSeq lists its product as hypothetical. Bases 69 to 3677 code for a protein of 1202 amino acids. Gene Ontology annotation, cellular component: nucleus. Gene Ontology annotation, molecular function: RNA polymerase II transcription regulatory region sequence-specific DNA binding; DNA-binding transcription factor activity. Gene Ontology annotation, biological process: animal organ morphogenesis; anterior/posterior axis specification; regulation of transcription by RNA polymerase II. The record is from RefSeq and is a predicted model, not a curated record. NCBI's taxonomy places the organism in Eukaryota, Oomycota, Peronosporomycetes, Peronosporales, Peronosporaceae. The transcript has a single exon.